Molecule: messenger RNA, 318 nt
Organism: Caenorhabditis remanei
Lineage: Eukaryota; Metazoa; Nematoda; Chromadorea; Rhabditida; Rhabditidae
Exons: 1
Coding region: 1-318 (105 amino acids)
Source: RefSeq, a predicted model, not a curated record
AUGCCACCAAAAAAGAACAAUGGUCACGUUGUCAAGAAAGAACUAGAACUUCAAACGACUCCAGUUCACGUUUCUCCUCAAACGCCCGUUAAAGUAUCAGUUCGAAUCCCUAAGCAACUCAUUCCACCACAACGUAUUGCUCAAAAGAAAACACCGGUCACUGUUAAAAAGAAUGCGCAAGCUCAAAGUGGUCGUCGACUUCCAGUCCACUACCAAUUGAGAGAAGGUGAUCCACUCCGAGCCGGCGCUGAAGAGUACGAAGGAUUCUGGGAUGCCGUGAAAGGUUUACUCGAUAUCUCAAAGCCAAACCAAACCUAG